Molecule: messenger RNA, 1541 nt
Organism: Schistocerca americana (American grasshopper)
Lineage: Eukaryota; Metazoa; Arthropoda; Insecta; Orthoptera; Acrididae
Product: sorting nexin-4-like
Exons: 9
Coding region: 57-1319 (420 amino acids)
Biological process (GO): protein transport
Molecular function (GO): phosphatidylinositol binding
Source: RefSeq, a predicted model, not a curated record
CUUGCUCGUGUAACGGUAAAGUUUGUUAUAGUUUAUGUGUGAAUUACUUCAAGACAAUGGAAGACAAGAUUAAGAAAGAUUUACACGAGAAAGAAAAUGCAAAUACCCAGUUAAAUCGCCAUGAAAAGAGGGACACACUUAUAGAUCACAUGGAAAUAUCUGUAACAGAGGCAGAGAAGAGAGAGAAUGGAGCACUCAACAUCCGGGACUUCUAUACUGUCUAUUUAAUAGAGACCAAAGUAACAGACCCAGACUGGAAUGGUGCAUAUAGUCGCAUAAGCAGUGUCUGGCGGCGUUACUCGGAAUUUGUUCUUCUGAGGACAUACCUCGAGCUGGAGUAUCCUUACAUCGUUCUGCCUCCACUACCUGAGAAGAAAGUUCUGUAUCCAUGGCAGAAGGCAGCCUCGGACACCUUUGACCCUGAUUUCGUCGAUAGACGGCGAGCUGGUCUCGAGAACUUCCUGCUGCGGGUGGCGUCGCACCCGGUGCUGUCGCAGGACCACCUGUUUGUCGGGUUCCUGCAGCAGGAGCAGGGCUGGAAGGAGAGCAUCAAGGAGACCGGCUACCUGCAGCUGGCCGAGACUAAGCUCAAGGCCCUCAGCGUGUCAGUCCGCCUCCGUAACCCGGACAAGAGGUUCGAGGCCGUCAAGAACUACAGCAACGAGCUGCAGAACAACCUGAACAGCCUGCUACGUGUGCGAUCCAGAAUGGCAGAGCGUCUGUAUACAAUCCACAAGUUGCACGCCAACUAUGGCAGGGUGUUCUCAGAGUGGAGUGCCCAGGAGAAGGAAAUGGGUGACGGGCUGCAGAAAGCUGGGCACUACCUAGACUCGUACGCGGCAGGCAUCGACAUCCCCCUGGAGGAGGAGGAGGUGUUCGCAGACCAGCUGAAGGAGUACCUGUUCUUCGCAGACGCGCUGCAGGCGGUGUGCGGGCGGCAGGAAACACUGCAGCUGCGGCUGGAGCAGGCAGAGGCGGCGGCCGGCGCUCUAGUUGCAGAGAAGGACAGCGUGCAGAAAGGUAAAUCGAGCAUAAUCUCACGGCUGUUCGGUUCGGUGGACACGGACGAGGUGAAGGAGCUGAAGGUGAGCCUGUUGGACCAGAGGCUGCAGGAGGGCCAGAGCAGCGUGCGGCACGCGCGUGAGGAGCUCCUGGACUUUUCAGCAAAUGCACUGAAAGAUGUUGAGAGAUUCCAGCAGCAGAAGGUGGCAGACCUCCGGGAGACGCUCGCUGGAUACGUCAUGCUGCAGAUCAAUGUCUGCCGAAAGGGCCUUCAGACUUGGACCCACAUUAGGGAUUGUCUGGAAGCGAUCCCAUAAGUAAUUAGCCUUUUGAAUAUUCAAAAAGGCGUCAUUGCCCUUCAGAAAUAUUCUGCUAUUUCUUGGAGCUUGUCAUUCGUGCUAUGAAAAAAAUUGCAUUCCAUUAGUUUAGACAUCUUGUCAUAUGUUCAUUUCACAGAUUUCUGGAUAUUUUGGGAAUGAAUGUACUCCAAAUUAUGUUGCGAAACUUUUAUAUAUAUUAUAUCUGAAAACUACUGCAUU